GGUGUCUGACAGGCAAAACUCUGGGGCGAGGCUCCGGCAGAGCAGGAAAGGAAUGCGAGUGGGAAGGGAAGAGAGCGAGGCAGGCGCAAGGAGCGGGCAUGUAGCGACACAUCCCGCCAGCAGAGCGGCCAGGGCAGCCUCCGCCGGGGCUCACGCGGCAGGGAGAGGGCGGGCUCUGCCUUGGAAGCCGAUCGAGGACAGCGCUCCCCGGCCAGGCGCAGCCAGACCACGCGGCGACGGCGAGAGCAGCGGCGGCGGCGGCGACUCCCCCAGCCGGCGCAUCCUCGCCGGCAGCAGGCUCCGCGCCGCUCGGCCCCAUGACGCCCGAGAAGUUGCUGCGGGAGGGGGUGCUGGAGAAGCGCAGCGGCGGCCUACUGCAGCUCUGGAAGCGAAAGCGCUGCCUGCUGAGCGAGAAGGGGCUGCGGCUCUUCGAGGCCGGCAGCCGAGGCUCGACGCGCUGCAAGGAGCUCAGUUUCGCGCACGUCAAGGCCGUCGAGUGCGUCGAGUGGAAGCAGCGGCACAUCUACUUCACCGUGGUGACCGACGGCGGCGCCGAGAUCGACUUCCGCUGCCCGCAGGAGGAGCCCAGCUGGAACGCCGACAUCACCAUGGCGCUGGUGCGCUUCAAGAACCAGCAGGCGGUGCAGAUCGUCCGCGCCAGGCACAGUUGCAGGGCCGCAUUUCAGCAAGAAACAGCCCCGGGUGGCCAGAUUCUGGUGAACGGGCCAAAGGAGCCAGAUCCCGAGCUCAGUUUGGGAAGAGUGGAGGAGCUGAUGGCUGUGAAUUCACCUGCCAAUGGACAGAAGGCAAUUCCCAGCUGCCACUGACUGUAGACUGGUUAGUUCUGUUCUGUGGCAUCAUGGCUGGGAAGUGACGUGGUGCCUGAAGCGUCUAGUAAAACCUGGAGGACAAAUAUAACUAGAACAAGCUUCUGUUUUCUGCUGUGUCUUUGCUAGCCUGGACCUCUUGGUAAAGUCCAGCUGCCAACUGCUGUGGGCUUAUCGAGUGGCUUUUAUACUCUCUUUAGCCUCCUCUGUGGUGGUACUCAUCCAUCUAAGGAUGUUUAAGCUAGACUGAAGACCUGGUUGCACUGGGUGUGGCAAGAGGAAAUUAUUCCUCCACAGGGCUUGGCAAGCAGCUGAACUGAACCGAACCAUGAGGACUAAGGAAAAGGAACUCAGUUUAUGCAAGCUGAGCAUGCCAGGUACUAAGUGAUGUCUCUGUAGGCAAAAGAGAACCUCCCUACUCAGUACACCUAGUGGCUGACCUUGAAGGAGCCACUGUGAACCUGCCACUUUGUUCCGAGUGUUAACCAGAAAGAUGACUGCCAUCUAGAGGUGGAGCCUGAAUAUAACUGUAAGCACCUUAUGAAGAAGCCUAUGUGGGAUGUUUGGUUUCUGAGUGUCCAAAAAUAACUUGCCUCUCUAAGGCAUCAUGGAACUUUCUACUCAGAACAAAAGAAAAGGGACAUUUUUUUGCUGGUUUUUGCUGGUUGCAGCUCAGUGAAUCAGACUGAUG
Gekko japonicus is the source of this 1518-nucleotide messenger RNA. RefSeq names its product pleckstrin homology-like domain, family A, member 3 (gene PHLDA3). Lineage: Eukaryota; Metazoa; Chordata; Lepidosauria; Squamata; Gekkonidae. Gene Ontology annotation, biological process: positive regulation of apoptotic process; intrinsic apoptotic signaling pathway in response to DNA damage by p53 class mediator; negative regulation of phosphatidylinositol 3-kinase/protein kinase B signal transduction. The transcript is spliced from 2 exons. Gene Ontology annotation, cellular component: plasma membrane. Bases 318 to 827 code for a protein of 169 amino acids. Gene Ontology annotation, molecular function: phosphatidylinositol phosphate binding. The record is from RefSeq and is a predicted model, not a curated record.